CGCCUUCGAUUGAAUAAUAGUAAUACAAUGCUGAAUGCAUCAUGAUAAACCCUAGACGCCCAGACCGCCUUUCCUUCAGUUUGCUGCCCCCCAGACAAAGAGAAAAACUCUCCCAAAAGGAAACCCAGACGCAACCGCAGAGGAAGCAGAAAGCAGUCAGAGAUGGGGAAAUCCAUUAGAUCGAAGCGGGAGAAGAGGCUGAGAGCCAUUAGAAGGGACAUGAUUCAACCCCUUUACGACAAGAUAGACGAAGCCAAGCUUGCAGCCAUUCAAGCAGCGCUCGCCGCUCCAAAGCUCCCCGUCAAGCCCUCGCCGUUCGAAUCUUCCUCAAUGGACACUUCCACUGUUAACAUCGUUGAUUCAACCCCGACUGCCAACGCUGAUGAUGGCAUGCUUCAGACCACCAACGCUGCUGGUGAUUUUGAAAUGGAUGACGAGAACGGCAAGAAGUCUGCAAAGCCAUGGGGGAAGAAGCUGAAGAAGAAGUUCAAGCUUGCCAGAAACAAACGCCGCGGUGGCAAGGGUAACUUCAAGCUCAAGAAGAGACGAUCUUAAUCUGUGCGACACUGCAACCAAAUUUUUGGCCUUUCCUUUCGUUUCUGCUGUUUGGAGUGAUCAUUCAGAGACAUGUUAGCUAUAGGCUUUGAAUUAGACCGUUGUGGCGGUGUUUUGUUCUGAUGCUCUACGCUAUGACAUUAUCAUU
Molecule: messenger RNA, 703 nt
Organism: Linum trigynum
Lineage: Eukaryota; Viridiplantae; Streptophyta; Magnoliopsida; Malpighiales; Linaceae
Source: the annotation of a GenBank genome assembly